GAGAGCAAGGGUAAUUUGGUUAUACAGACACCCUUCUCCUCCUGUGUGGAGUAAAACCUAGGGUUUUAUUUAGAGAUUAUACAAGUUUUUAGACCGACUGCUCCAGGUACUUCUAAUAUUCAUUAAAAAAGCUUCAGUGGGCCACCACCGAUGGUAAAGUCGAGGACGCAAACUUCAGCUUCAAGCCAAUAAAGAAAAAAAAUGAAAAGACCAGGAGGGGAUGGUUUACGUCGUCAAGCGUUAAAAUGCCCGGUAGUCUACUUGAGGGAUUGGCGCAAAGGUCCUAAAGUUAUCCGCUUUUGUAAUUUCGUUAGGAAACUACUUAAUGACUACUUAAUACGUACCAAUUAUGGGUUCGGAAAGCUGGCAUCUGAUUAUGCGGCUGUCGUGGAGAACCAGCUAUUUAUGGAGGCUACUUCUGAGGAGGAGUAUGUGAAUGUGGAAACAUUAUCUCUUCGGCUGCAAAGAUUACUCAACCUAUAUGAUCCAAACUCCAGUCAACCAGCAGGUUCUGCAGAAACACCUUCUAAUUGCUUGGGUGGUGCUAUUAGAUCUGACUCCAUUUGUAAUAAUGCAUUCGUAGCUAACAAUGCUGAUGAUGUUAACCUCACAAAAGGGCUCCCUUUUAAUGGUGAUAAGCGGGGAGAUACUAAAAUAUUCACUACUUCCGAUGAGUUGGACAUGCCUUUCUCGUUAGGCCUAAGGCAGGCUUCUUCUGACACUGUUCUUCCUCUUGAGGACACUUCAACAUCAUUCGCUGCAUAUUCCAAUGCCAAUCAAGAGAAUCGGAAUUACAUUUCUGACAUAUCAUCUGAUUGUCAGGUUCAACAGCAACAUCUUGGCCAUGGUCGUUUGGGGAGUAACCAGAAUGCUCAAUCGUUGGUUUGUCCAUCUACAGAGGGAAACUUUUCAGUGUUUUCCCCCUCUAACUUGCUGAUCCCUCAACAUUUUCCAAUGGAUGUUCCUGAAGUCUCCAAUAUUCUUCCUGGCACAAUCUGCAGCCAAGAGAUCGCAACUCUUGAGGACAUAGUGCAAUCUUGUUCCCAGAUGAUAAAGUCUCAACAUAACCGGAAACAAUCCCUUCAUCCAUUAAUGCAGCCUCAGGUUUCUCCAGUACAGUCACAUGGUGCUCAAUAUUAUGCUUCAGAUGAUCCCAGUGCAGGAAACAUUGAAGAUAUGCCGCAUUCGUCAAAAGGGUUGAAGAUGGGUAACAUAAAUGGAAAUAAUCAUCUAUUGGUUCCUUCAAUUGUUCAACAUUGUGUUCCUGGAGGACUUUCAUAUCAACAGCAACAGUCUGAAUCUCCUAUAUCCCUUAAUUUUGAGGAUAUAGUGCAGUCUUGUUCUCAGAUGAUAAAUUGUCAACAUAACAAAAAACGAUGCCCUCAUCCAUUGAAGCAGCCUCAGGUUCCUCCAGAACAGUCACAUGGUGCUCAACAGUAUGCUUCAGAUAGACCCAGUUCAGGAAACAUCAAAGAUAUUCUGCCUUCAGUUGUUCAAAAUUGUGUUCCUGAAGGACUUUCAUAUCUGCAGCAACAACCUAAAUCUCCUGCAUUUAUUAGUUCUGAGGAUAUAGUGCAAUCUUGCUCCCAGAUGAUAAAGUCUAAACAUAACCGAAAAUGGCCAGUUCAUCCAUAUUUGCAGCCUCAGUUUCCUCCUGAACAGUCACAUGGUGCUCAACAGUAUGCUUCAGAUGGAUCCAGUUCAGGAAAUAUUGAAGAUAUCCCGCCUUCGUCAAAAAAGUUGAAAAUGGAGAAUCAAAAUGAAAAUUACCAUCUAUUGGCCCCUUCAGUUGUUCAACCUUGUGCUCCUGAAGGGCUUUCAUAUCUGCAGCAACAAUCUGAAUCUCCUGUAUUUAUUAAUUCUGAAGUAACACAUGUGGAGAUGGAACCAGCAAAUAAUUCCAUACAAGAUUCCAUGAGGAUCAAUGAUGUUACAAAAUGUGAUUCUGACAUUAUCCUUAAACUGAACUCUGAGAGUGUGCUGAUUCCUUCUGGGGAAAUAUUUUCUUGUCAUCAUAUGGAGCAAAUAGACCUUACUAGCAGUAGUGAGAUUAUUGACAAUGUGAAAGAAGUUUCUGAAAGAAUGGGGUCCAAGAGUUCCCAUUUUUUCUCAGAAGGGCUUACAGAGGAAACAGUGAGGACUGACUUCACCCAGACAGAUCCAAAACCAGACUCUGAUUUGAAGGAAGUAAUAAAGCCUCAGAAUCAAGAAACAAAUAGUGUCCUUUUGACGGAACUAUUAAAAGAAGAGCCAAUCAAGGAACAUUUAUCGAGUCUUGGGCAGAGCAUUGAUCAGAGUAUGUUGAUGGAAGAACGAGAAAACAGUGAGAAAGUGUGUCAAUUGUGUGCGUCAGGAAAGCUUUUUUUUGCCCCUGCACCAGUGUUUUGCUCAUGCUGUAAUGCUCGUCUCAAUCGCGGUGUUAACUAUUACUGCACACUGGAUGAGCAUAGUACACGAUAUUGUUUUUGUAACUCGUGCUAUAAGGGGUCUCGAGGAGGAAAUAUCUCAUUUCAUGGUAUCCGUAUUUCAAAGGCAACACUUGGUAGAAAGAAGAACGAUGAGGAAACUGAAGAACCGUGGGUUCAAUGUGAUAAAUGCAAGGGCUGGCAACAUCAGAUAUGUGCUGUCUUGAAUGAUAAUAGUGCUUUGGAAGGCAAAGUUGAGAACACAUGUCUCAAAUGCUUGUUAAAAGAAACAGAAUGUGGGGAGCUCAAGAACUUACCAAAGAGUUAUAUUUUCAGUGCAAAAGAUCUGCCAACUACCAUGCUUAGCGACCAUAUAGAACAAAGACUCUUUAGGCGCCUCAUGCAAGAGAGACAAGAGAGAGCAAAGGUCCAAGAAAAAGAGCUUUCUGAGGCUCCAGGAGCAGAAGAUCUUGUUGUGAGAGAAGUUUUAUUGGUUAAAAAAACACUAAAAGUGAAGCAGAAAUUUUUGGAUCUUUAUGAUGAGAAUUACCCUGCUGAAUUCCCAUACAAAUCAAAGGUUAUUCUUUUGUUUCAGAAGAUUGAAGGAGUAGAUGUAUGCCUUUUUGGAAUGUAUGUGCAGGAGUUCGGCUCAGAAUGUAGUCACCCAAAUAAGCGUUGUGUUUAUAUCUCAUAUCUGGAUUCUAUUAAGUACUUCAGGCCAGAGACAAAAACCAUGACUGGAGAAGCUCUUCGUACGUUUGUUUAUCAUGAAAUAUUGAUAGCUUACCUUGAGUUUUGUAAGAAACGAGGUUUUGUUACCUCCUAUAUAUGGGCGUGUGCCCCUUUAAACGGUGAAGAUUAUAUUUUACACUGCCAUCCAGAAUUGCAGAAAAUGCCCAAGCCUGAGAAGCUGCGGCAAUGGUAUCAUUCGUUGAUAAAAAAAGCAGCUGAUGAAAAAAUUGUGGUCAGUCACACUAAUUUAUAUGCGUUUUUUAUCCCCAGUGGGGAAUGUAACUCCAAGGUAACGGCAGCUCAUUUGCCAUAUUUUGAUGGUGACUAUUGGUCUGGUGCAACUGAGGAGGCAGUCAGGAAAAUUGAACAAGAAAGAAUGGCAGACACACAAAAGAAAUCGAAGAUAACAAUAACAAAGAGAACUUUAAAAGCCAUGGGCCAUACAGAUCCUUCUGAUGGCUCUACCAAGGAUAUUCUACUGAUGCAGAGAAUGGGGCAAAGCAUUUUACAGACCAAGGAGGUUUUUAUGAUUGUCGACAUGCAGUAUGUUUGCACUCACUGUCAUGAAGCAAUAUUAUCUGGACGACGCUGGUCCUGCGGCCAGUGCAAAAAUUUUCACCUCUGUGAAAGAUGCCAUGAUGCUGAGCGCAAAAAUUGUGGAUAGGACAUUCACAUCUCAGCCAACAUGGAACGACAUGUGCUUUCUCAGGUUGUGGUUGAGGAUGUGCUUUCUGAUACCAAGGAUGAUGUUAUUUCGAACAACAAUUUACUUGAAAAUAGGCAUACUUUCUUGAGCUUUUGUGAGAAGAAGCAUUAUCAGUUCGGCACACUUCAUCGGGCCAAGUAUUCCUCAAAAAUGAUUCUGCAUCAUCUCCAUAAUGCUACUGUGCUAACUGGUGGGAACACAUGCAGUAUUUGCCAUAAGGAUGCUGUGGUUGAUCAGAGAUGGGUGUGUGCAAUAUGUCCAGAGUUUGACGUUUGUGCAACAUGCUAUCGAGAGAAAGGAAGUGCUUGUCACAUUCAUAAGCUGACUCAAAGUUCUCCCUCAGCUAACCGUGGGACAGAGAAUCGAAAGAUAAGGGAACUGCUGGACGUUUUACAGCAUGCAACUACAUGUAACCCAACCAAGAUUCAACCUUGCUUUUACCCGAACUGCCUCCAGAUGAAGAAGCUAUUAUACCAUGCAGAUAAGUGCACUGUUCGGGCUACUGGAGGUUGUCACUUCUGUAAGAAGGCAUGGAGCGGAUUGAUUCUGCAUUCGAUAAACUGUAGAAAACUAAAUUGUACCACACCACGAUGCAUGGAUCUGAAGAAGCAUGCAGAAGAGCGUCGGUUGAAGAAUUAGUCAGGUAGCAGUGAGCAGUGAAGGUUGCUAAGAGUUGAUAGUCUAAAGUGUACAGGAUAGGACAGGAUUGUCAACACCGGCAGCCAAGUGUAUAGAAAGUUGAGAAGCAGGAUAACUUGCAGCAUUAAGUAUUGCAGGGCUCAACGAUUUUGUCAAAUAAAAACACAGUGAAAUAUCGGUCUGAUACCGACCCCUUGUGUACAGACGUAGUAGCGUUCCUUCAGACGGCUUGUGAUUCGAGGCGUUGGUGUGGUUCCAAAACAAUAGGCUUACAAAGGUAUGCUUUUGGUACCUGGUUAAGGCUCUUUCUUUAGUACUUACCCCUUCCCUGAACAGCGUAGUUUUCUUGGACGUCGGUAGAUGAAGACAUGUGUAGAACAGGUAAAUCAGAAUCUCUAGGUUUCUGAUAUGAUCUUCCGGUGACCCGACAUUUAUGUAAGUUAUGUAAAUUCAAUGUUUAUUACUAUUUACCAGAAAAAGCUUUGUUGUGUCA
Molecule: messenger RNA, 4975 nt
Organism: Pyrus x bretschneideri (Chinese white pear)
Lineage: Eukaryota; Viridiplantae; Streptophyta; Magnoliopsida; Rosales; Rosaceae
Product: histone acetyltransferase HAC1-like
Biological process (GO): positive regulation of transcription by RNA polymerase II
Cellular component (GO): histone acetyltransferase complex; transcription regulator complex
Molecular function (GO): histone acetyltransferase activity; transcription coactivator activity; chromatin DNA binding
Source: RefSeq, a predicted model, not a curated record